CGCCGUUCUACCCUUUAAUAUCUUACAUGAGUUUUCGACAAGCAGCUGUUCUUUCUCCAGUGUCAUUUUUCCUCGGCAUCUUAUUCAUCUGUUUCAAUGUUGACUGGCGUUUGUUAUGGGGAGAACUCUCGCAAGAAGAUAUUAAAGACGGGUUUCAAUUCUACACGAUAUUCUACAGUGCACCUCCUGCCAUCAAGGCCUUACUCCAUGGAUUGAUGGGAGUCGGAAUGCUGGGUUUGGUAUCCAAAUUACACAAAUGGGACGAUAGUGCAAUGUUCUUUGACGGAACAAGUCUGGGCAUAUAUGUCUUUGGAAUGGCAGUGUACAUUACUGUAAUUGUACCGAUGCUCGGGACGACUGUAGCUGCUUCUGUAACGGAAUCUGACAGGAUUGAAGCGAUGAGAGUGCUUUCUGCGGCGAAUGUCAUCGUCGUGAUUUGCCUGGGCGCGAUUCUAACUCUCCAAGCUGGACAGGUAUAUGUAAAUCGUACGGUGUUGAAAGAGCAAAAAGUUUCGGCGACCAAAAAAUUACAGUAGUUACACCUUUCUGUGGUAAUAUAUCGCUGAUUCUCUCC
Molecule: messenger RNA, 574 nt
Organism: Marasmius oreades (fairy-ring Marasmius)
Lineage: Eukaryota; Fungi; Basidiomycota; Agaricomycetes; Agaricales; Marasmiaceae
Exons: 5
Coding region: 27-536 (169 amino acids)
Biological process (GO): endoplasmic reticulum to Golgi vesicle-mediated transport
Cellular component (GO): endoplasmic reticulum membrane
Source: RefSeq, a predicted model, not a curated record